UUUUGCUGUUUAGUGGAAUGACUUCAGCCCAGGAUGAUACCAACGCUGUUGAAACAAGAUCAUGCUUUCCAGAUAUGUGUGACCUCCUGAGAGACUUUGGUGCCAUGACAGAAAAAGUGAAAGCCAUGGAAAGGAGGCUGGAGGAAAGUGAAAAUGAGAUUCUUGAACUAAAAAACAAAGAAGAAACCAAAGUGAUUUUCAGUGCAGCAAUCGGAGAAGGACGCAUUUAUGUUGGACCUUUCAACACAGAUAGAACACUAAUCUACAGAAGGGUGAUUGUGAACAUCGGUAACGCCUACAAUAAAGCCACAGGUAUCUUCACUGCACCUGUUUCAGGUGUCUACUACUUCAACAUUUUCUAUCAUACUGGAGGGUUACAUGGAGCAUAUCUUUGGAUCUUCAAGAACUCACAGCCCAUGGUCCAGACAGGUGAUCAUAAAUCAAGCACUGAUCCAAAUGAUAAUGGUGGAAACUCUGUGUUUCUGCAGCUGCAACCAGGAGACCAUGUGUACGUGCGCCUAUUUGCAAGAACGUGGGUUUGGGGAUCAGACUACACUACCACUUUUAGUGGAUUUUUGGUGACUCCAAUGUGAGAAUCAGCACUCUGUCAUUCUCCCCUACAUAAAUGUAUCUAUUGCUACUAUCUUUAAAAAAAAUUCUUAAAAAAAAUAAAAUGAAAAUUUGAAUGGUAAGGCAAAAAUAAAAAAUAAAAUGUUUUAAAGCAUAUAAUGAUGUUUGUGUGUGUUAGUCCAUGUCGUGUUAAACAUAAUAUAACAGAGCCCAUCACUGUUUGAUCGUCUUGGUUUUUUUUUCUGGUGUUUUUGUGUGUGUGUGUGUGUGUGUGGG
Molecule: messenger RNA, 846 nt
Organism: Cheilinus undulatus (humphead wrasse)
Lineage: Eukaryota; Metazoa; Chordata; Actinopteri; Labriformes; Labridae
Product: complement C1q tumor necrosis factor-related protein 6-like
Exons: 3
Coding region: 18-593 (191 amino acids)
Molecular function (GO): protein binding
Source: RefSeq, a predicted model, not a curated record